AUGCGAACCACCGAUCUUCCUUCGUGGCUGUGGCUCCCGCUCCAGGAUAACUGCGAGUGGGAUUCCCCAUUAAACAUGGGGAACUGCUUUGACGAGCAGUACCACAACAUCUUCUUCGCUAUGAUGAAGUUGUUGAUCGACCUCACCAGGUUCACGACGUUCCCGUUUCUUCUCUUCGUCGCGGGGAUGUAUGCAGAGUGUAUGGCCAACUUGCCCAUGGCCUUCCUCUCAAUCAUCACCAUCAUCCCCAUGAUCCUCAUGCGGCUCAUCUGGGCAGAAGAAUACCACAUCCAUGGGGGUAUGGGCAACCCCGUGGUGGCUUAUUCUGUCAAGACCUGGAUCAUUCUGUCCACACCAAACAUUGUUUCGUGGGCUCCCAGUGCCGCAUUUGCGGUGAGUCAGUGGGUGCGAAUCGUUGAUGAAACCAUUAUUUCUCUUCGCAUUCAAACCCACUCCAGCUUCGACUUUGAAAUUCUGUUCCCUGACUUCUCGGCCGGGAGUGUCUUGGAUUCAGAUCUCAGUCAAUCCGGUGCGGAAGCCUGGAUGAAGAAGCUGGUGCAAGAGGAUCAAGACAAGAGACAGUCUCGACGGGAGGAAGAGGAGAGUGCUAGGGCGGAUCAGGAGAAGAUGGGGCAGGCCUCUUUGCUGGUAAAGAAGCUCAACAACGAAACCCAUAACGUCAUCUGGAGAGCUAUCAGCAAGAGGCGACCACAAUCCAUCCUCGGACGUCAGUCAGUUCUAUCUCACCGGCAAGAGACUGAACUGCUGGCUGAAGAGAGGGGCCUGAGCAAGACUGAGAUAUUGGCUCAGCGCUAUGUGGUCGUGCCGGUGGAUCAGAGCGCUCAGUCCGCUGAGAUUGCUCCCGCUGGCUCCUCCCCAUCAACUCCUCCUCCCCCUUACACUCGCAAGACGACACCGAAGAAGCCAUCUUCUUCUACCACCACCGCCGCCGCCAUCCCCGUCCCCUCCCCCUCCCCCUCCCCCAUCACCCCUGCUCGAGAGGAGCAGAGGGCCGACUUCUCUCCUGUUCGAGAGCCUACGCCUAGCGUAGUGACUCCUCGACAGGAGGUAGUUGAGCCCAUCCCAUCCCUGCCCUCUCCCGCAAUCUCUGGCGUCGGUGUCGUCUCCUCUCCCCAAGUCGUCGAUGAACCCAUCUUUCCCCUCGAAGAAGAGCUCCCUCCCAUCGACAGCCUUCCUUCCCCAGAAGCGGCGGGCCUUGAACCCGUCCGGCAUCCAUCACCCCCUGAGCAGGCCGCCGCUUCUGACGCUUUCUUCAUCCCGGAGAUCCCAGCGGAACUCCUCAUCACACCGAUGAAUGAAAGCGGGGUUGGCUCGGAGGAGAGCCUUUAUCAGGGGCUCUUCCAAACCACUCCUCACAUCUCCGAAUCUUCCGCCUGGGACCCGUUCUCCGACCCCCUUCUCGACUUCUUAUCCACCCCCUCUGGCUACGUCCCAGAAAGCGACCUUGAUGCAGGCCUUGAUGCCAUGUGUCGCGACGCAAGCCAAGAGGGGGCUGGCGACCAAAACGGGAACCAUGGCGAGAAAGAAGAGGAACAUCACCAGCCUGGGGACGAGAUGGCAAUCGAUGUUGAAUGCGAGGAUGUUGAGAUGGAAGAGCAAGAUGAAGGUGAGGUACAGGUACUGACUUCGUCGCAGGCUGGGGACGUUAUGAUGGGAGAAGGGGAAGUCGGGUACCCGACAGAGGAGGAAGAGCAGAUCAGCGAGGAGUGGUGGGCGGCCUUGGCAGAUCUGCUCGACCAAGACGACUUUGAGCUCGGCGAUGCGUCCGCGCAAGCGGCCAUCAACCAGUCUGCCCAGCUCUCAGUCCCUCAACUCCCACUGCCCCAGCUCCCAGUCCCCCAGUUCCGUGAGCCACAGCCACAGCAGCCGGCCUCCAUCUUCCAUCUCCCUCUGUUCCAGCCGACACAGACCCCCCCUCCAGACUUUGGCAUGUCGGAACAGGAACAGUGGGAACUCGCGAUGGAGAUGGAUGCCGAGUUCGACAGCGAGAUGGUCGACGCGGUGGACCACUCUGCCCCUCCUCCUCCUCCUUCUGCCCAACAAGUCUUUCCGAUGUCGUUUGCCCGUGUCGAGAUUCCACCACUACCACAGGCCGAAGCGUCUCCUGCCGAUCAGUCUCAGCCUCCUAUCCCCGGGAACGAACAGUUCCAAGGCGAGACUGAGCAGGAGGUCGCGGAAGCACAUCUCCCACUCCCAUUUGAGACACGCGGCAACGCAUCGAAAGACAAGCAGAGAAGGGAUGAGGCCCCUGAUCCGGCCCAGCCGGCCACCCAGGAGCAGAUGGAGAAGAGGAGGGUGCUGAAGCCGCGCGUCAGGGGAGCGAGAAAUGCUGUGCACACUCUGGUCCCGGGGUCGAUAACUGCUCUGACUGCAACACCAAGCUCAAGCUCAAACAACACACAAGAGCAACAGCAGCAGCAGCAGAUUGUCGCCCCGGUGAUGAUGGGAGGACUGAUGCUUCCUGGAGGCAACCGUACCAUCACAACCCUCACAUCAGAGUUGCCAGCAGCACCUCAAACCCCAACCAUCUCUGCUGAGCAGAAGGCCGCCUUCGAAAAGAAGAAGGCGGCCCAGAUCAAAGCUCAACAACAGGCGAGGAAGAACAAGAAGCCGAGCAUCUUCCACCAAAAGCCUGCCGCACCAGGGCGCUCGGCCCCUAACACACCCCGACAAACCUCCUCCUCCUCCUCCACCUCCUCCCCGAUACCACAGAUCAAGGACCCAGGCGACAGGGUGGCUGCCGAAUCUAUUUUCGGUACGCCUGGGUCUGGCAAGAAGAACGGUCUAGUGAUCCUCCCAUCUAUCCCGCACCAUUUACGGGACCAGGUUGCAGGUCAUCGACCUGAGAAUGAAGGCGAAGACUAA
Molecule: messenger RNA, 2886 nt
Organism: Fusarium coffeatum
Lineage: Eukaryota; Fungi; Ascomycota; Sordariomycetes; Hypocreales; Nectriaceae
Exons: 1
Coding region: 1-2886 (961 amino acids)
Source: RefSeq, a predicted model, not a curated record